Messenger RNA from Drosophila kikkawai, 1172 nucleotides. Its product is annotated as putative transcriptional regulator cudA. The record is from RefSeq and is a predicted model, not a curated record. NCBI's taxonomy places the organism in Eukaryota, Metazoa, Arthropoda, Insecta, Diptera, Drosophilidae.
UCACCUGCGGUCACACUGAAGCGAAAGGGAAAACAAAGCAAGCGACGAAGACGCGAAUCAAAAGGCGCACGCGGCAAAAUGUAAAAACUUGCUUAUUGGUUUAUUUUUAACAGUUGCCGUCAUCACAGUCAUUUGGCCGAUUGCUCGCCGCACCGUUUGCGUGUGUUAAUUAAAUUUAUUUCAGCCAUUGCCAAUUGCUGCGUAUAUUCGGCGGUAAUUAACUGAGCCUGCAGUUAGCCGCACGCUUUCGUACAGUUGAGACGCGCGUUUUUUCUCUCAAUACAUAUUGUGUGGAUUGGGAAAUUUCCACUGCUAUGGUUUUGACUAAUUUCGAGUGCUGGGCACAUGGCGGCGAACCUGCCGAAUCCGGCAGCCUUCGCCCCCACCUGGAUCCCUUCAAUCCGCGUGCCGUUGGCUUCAUCAGCGAUGCCAACAACAAUAACAGCAGUGACCACAACAGCAGCGCCACAGAUGGGCAGCCGACGCCGGAAGUCCUGCCACAGGAGGUGCUGCGCUGCAAGAAGCGCCUGAAUCCGCAUGGCAACUGUGGAGGCGGCGGCGAUAUGGACCAGCCGGUGUACACCAAGCGGUGUCGUUACGAUGACGCGGAUCUGGCUGCACAGUAUUGCAAUGAUUUCUUUUCACUGCCUGCCACACAAAUAAUUGGAACACAGGCCUGUUUGAUGGAUUACGAGAUGCAGGCCAACGGCGGCGGCAUGAUGAUGGAAUCAGAGCCCAGUUUUCCACAACAACAGCAACAGCAACAUAUUCAGCAGCAGCAGCAGCAACCUCAACGCAUCUACCAGCAUUAUCAAGAAUCCGCAGAGCGAGCAGCAUCGCCGCCAACGAAGAUAAAGCGAAGAAAUGAUCCUUUAGAGAAAAUUCAAUUAAAUACAGAAGGCAGCAGCAGCAGUGAGGCUGCGGCGGAUUUGUAUAUAGCCACGCAUGGCGGUUGCCUGCAUCACUUCAGUACGCUGAGUGGCGGUGGGUCAGAAGAGUCUGAUAUCUAAGCAAAUAGCCCAAAGGGUUACCUGUAGCCUCUAAACCAAGUACAAUCGAUCAUUGUAAUAGCCUAUAACCUAAGUAGCCAAGUAAGCUCUCGCAAAUGUCUCAACCAGAAGGUGCUUUGUUUUAGUAUUUGGAUUUCUAAUAAAAAUCUUAAGCUACCAAAA